AUGGUUCUCGCCAUGCUGGGGGCUCUGCGUCCCAGGGCUGGGCUGAGCCUCUUCCUCCUCUACCUCCUCCUGGCAGCUGCACUCCUCCGCCCCCAGCCACUGAGGCCUCAGCGAUCUGUUCCUGAAGAAUUUUCAGCCCCUCUGGAACUCUCGCAGCCACUUUCCGGCCUAGUGGAUGACUAUGGGGUUCGACCCAAGCACCCCUGGCCACGAGGGCCUCGACCCCUCCUCUCCCAGGCCCAGCAGCGCAAGCGGGAUGGGCCAGACAUGGCUGAGUAUUACUACGACGCACACCUGUGA
Messenger RNA from Enhydra lutris kenyoni (northern sea otter), 300 nucleotides. RefSeq names its product chromosome unknown C11orf94 homolog (gene FREY1). The transcript is spliced from 3 exons. The record is from RefSeq and is a predicted model, not a curated record. NCBI's taxonomy places the organism in Eukaryota, Metazoa, Chordata, Mammalia, Carnivora, Mustelidae. Bases 1 to 300 code for a protein of 99 amino acids.